This is a messenger RNA of Ooceraea biroi (clonal raider ant), 1977 nucleotides long. RefSeq lists its product as uncharacterized. Lineage: Eukaryota; Metazoa; Arthropoda; Insecta; Hymenoptera; Formicidae. Gene Ontology annotation, biological process: regulation of transcription by RNA polymerase II. Gene Ontology annotation, molecular function: DNA binding. The record is from RefSeq and is a predicted model, not a curated record. Gene Ontology annotation, cellular component: transcription regulator complex; nucleus.
GAAGGCCCCGCUGUGGCAGCGACGCGCGCGAGUAGCACCACAUCGCCGGAGCGUGUGUGUGCGUGCGUGCGCGUUGUGCUCGCUUGUACUCGCUCUGCUCCGCUCUACUCUGUACUUUUCUCUCCUCGACCGCGCGAGCGGGUACGAGGUGCUCGUCGUUCUCGCGAUCGUUCUCGCGAUCGUUCUCGUGGUCAGCGCGCGGUCAGCGUAAUCAGCGUCGAGCGUCUUCGCCAUCAGCGUCAGCGUCGUCGUCAGCCACCCCCGUUUCCUCGCGCGUGUUGCGCCGCGUCUCUCCGGCUGGCCUGCGCGCGUGCAUGGACGACACGCGCGCACAAGCCGACGAGGAUAUAGCCCUGGAUUCGUCCCGUUUGCGCUCGUCCGCUCGGCUCGGCUUCGCGAGCAACGCCGCCGCCGCCGCCGCCGCUGUCACUGCCACAGCCGCCACCGUCACCACUACCACCACCUCCACCUCCGCAUCGGUCGCCGCCGCCACCUGCCGCGUCGCGAGGCGCAAGAGAAAGAAGAGGAGGCGUCAGCGACUUGCUACGAGCAACGACGACGUACCCAGCGUCGCCGUCGCGGUCGCCUCCCGCAGCAGCAGCGCUACCACGCCGUGUAGCAACGCCGCCGUAAUCGAGGGUACCGCUGCCGACGCCGUCGUCGUCCUCGAGCCUGACGCUGACGCCGCCGGCGCCGCCGGCGCCGCAGUCACCGCCGCGGAGACAGACUCAGCGGCGGCGCGGGUCGAUAAACCGAGGAGCCGCCUCCUCGUCGAACAGCACACCGCCAGCGGGCAGGCCCAGCCGCGCGUCGGAGGAAGCGGCGCACGUGCGGCCGCCUCCUCCGUCGGCACCGCCGGCACCGUCACGCUUCUCAAUCGACGCGCCGGCAAACGCUCGCCCCGGCGAUGCAACGCCGCCGGCGGUCGUAGGAGCGCGAUGACGAUGGACCUUCAGCGAUUGAUCAACGAGGUACAUGCAAGACCCGCAAUUUGGGACCAGAAGAAUGUCAACUACCACAAUCGUGACGUCAUACUGAAAAUGUGGCGGGAGAUUGCGAGGGCUUGCGAGGUGUCGACGGAUGUCGCCAAGUCCAAGUGGAAGCACCUACGCGAUAACUUCCGGAACGAGUUGAAGAAGACCUACCGGGGUAAAUGCGACGGCGGUAACGGCACCGAGCACGAUUCCAAGUGGGUCUGGUUCAAGAGCCUGUUCUUUCUACGGGACCAAAUGAAUUCCAGGGUGAUCGGCUGCGCCUUAUCGCAGAAUUGUGUCGGUAUGCGCUCGUCACCGGAUGGCACACAAAUCGAACCGCAAAUCGACAUCCUUGAAGGUCACGAAGAGACACAAUUUGACGACGUGGACGGCGACUCGUGCCAGUCUUUGCUGUCCAACGACGAUGGUCUGCAUCAAGUAAUGCCGCCGCCUAAAAUGAACAAGAUGAUCGGUCGUAAACGAGCGUUGAUGGAUGCGAUUGACAAUGAUUACGCGGACACCGACCGAAAGCGAUACGAGUCACUGCAAAAGAGAUUGGCACUCGGAUCGGAGGACGAGGACGAUACCUAUCAUUUCCUCAUGAGCGUGCGAAAUCCAUUGAGAAGUUUGCCACUCGACAGACAGAUGUUCGUCCGGCUCAAGAUUCAAGAGCUAGUCUAUAAUGAGAUCAACUCACAGAAUCAGCAGCAGCAGCAGCAGCAAACGGCGAGUAACCGCGGUGUGGUCUAUGAUGCGUCCUCGCAGAGCCAAGAUGUGAAGCCACCGCGUGCUGGUAACAGUGGCAAUGGCGUCGUCAGUGGAGACGUCGUCAACGAAAUGUCAAAUCCAGCAUCAUUGUUGCAGAACUGCACGACCGAGGGCUCCGACGAGGGCGCCUUCUUUGGUUGACGAGUGUCCGCCGUAGUUUAACCCGCGCGUGCUUAUAUAGGCUGUAAGAAGUUAUAAUUUUAAUAGAGAAUAAACGACGGUAUUUUUUCAGUAA